Molecule: messenger RNA, 2376 nt
Organism: Exaiptasia diaphana
Lineage: Eukaryota; Metazoa; Cnidaria; Anthozoa; Actiniaria; Aiptasiidae
Product: high affinity cationic amino acid transporter 1-like
Exons: 3
Coding region: 58-1917 (619 amino acids)
Biological process (GO): transmembrane transport; amino acid transport
Cellular component (GO): plasma membrane
Molecular function (GO): amino acid transmembrane transporter activity
Source: RefSeq, a predicted model, not a curated record
AAUCAAAACUACACUGUAGAUCUACUAGUAUAUCGAAAGGAAUACUUUGAGAGAAAGAUGAAAGGAAUAUUCUCGAGGCUAUUCCACAAAAGAACAGCAAAUCUUUCAAGGGAGUCUUCACUUAAACGAUGUUUGAACACGUUUGAUUUAACMAUCCUUGGCAUUGGUUCUUGUCUAGGAGCUGGUUUAUACGUUGUUACUGGUGAAUUGGCUCGUGAUGUUGCGGGUCCCUCCGUAGUGAUUUCAUUCUUUAUAGCCGCUGUUGCAGCUUUUYUGUCAGGGCUCUGUUAUGCUGAAUACUGUUCRCGUGUGCCUACUUGUGGAUCGGCUUACUCGUAUAGUUACCUAACUCUCGGUGAAUUAAUUGCCUUCAUAGUUGGUUGGAAUAUGUCCCUUGAAUACAUCAUUWCUGGAGCAUCGGUAGCSAGAGCAUGCAGCGAGAACAUUAACUCAAUUGCAGGGGGAAAGAUUUACGAAUUUUUCAUACAGAACAUUGGCUCAUGGCAUGAAUCUUUUCUUGGGUCGUUUCCUGACUUUUUGGCUUUGUUCUUACUUCUUUGUACUACAAUWRUAGCUUGUCUUGGAGUCAGGAAGUCCUCUAUUUUCAACGCAGUGACAACAAUUGUUAACAUCAUAGUAAUACUGCUUAUAAUAUUUGGAGGGAUGUAUUUURUCAAUACAGACAAUUGGUCAUCUCCUGARAAAUUUGCACCGUUUGGUGUUGGCGGGAUUCUCACCGCUGCUGGAAGUGCCUUCUUYGCUACAAGUGGYUUUGAAAUUGUAGCAUCAGCGGGCGAAGAAGCAAUCAAUCCUCGAGUAUCAUUACCAGUGUCGAUAAUUCUGUCUUUAUCCCUAUGUUUUCUUUGCUACUUUGGUGUUACUGCGAUCUUGACUCUCAUCAUACCAUACAACAAGUUAAGUCAGUUUGCAGCGUUGGCUGAUGCAUUUGCAACUAGAGGUCUACACUUCGCCAAGUAUAUAAUAUCAAUUGGUGCCAUUUGUGCCACGUCUUGUGUUUUGCAGUGUGUAACAUUCUCCGCUGCAAGAGUUAUUUAUACCAUGGCCCAGGAUGGAUUGUUGUUUGAAUUCCUGUCCCAUGUCAACCAAACAACUAMGGUCCCUGUAAGAGCGACAUUGGUCCACUUCUGCAUAGCAGGUGGAAUGGCAUUACUGUUAGACAUUAAACAGUUGGUAGAGAUGGUGUCAAUUGGUACUCUUGUUGCCUACWCGUCCAUAGCUUUAGGUGUUAUACUAACCCGUUAUGAACCAGAUGUAGCUAGCGUAUCUAUCAAUACUGAUGGUCAGGUUGGAAUAACACGGAGGAAUUGGCUUAAGACAUUGUGUUGUGCAAAGCAAUCGGAUAAAGAAGAACUAGAAUACCAAGAGCUAACAGACAAAGACAGCCUUCAGAACGAAUCCAAUAAUGAMGAAUCAUCCAAUCAUAAAGCCAAUCCAACGUCUAAGUCAUACCAAUACGCUGUCAUGGCAACCAUCUCUUUGGUCAUUGGAAUUCUGGGAUUAACACUAACAUUGUCACGUGGGUUUGCUGCAUUAAAGAAGAAAGAAGUCUGGGCUAUCGUACUAGUUUGYGUGUUUGGUUUACAGAUGGUUGUUUCAUUMAUGAUAUUGCGAAGACAACCAAGAAACCAUACAACAUUUCCUUUUAUGGUUCCCGGAUGUCCAUAUACACCAACUGCUGCUCUUUUCAUUAAUGUGUUAUUGAUAGUUAACUUGAGUUAUUGGACGUACGUGCGUGUUGGUGUUUGGAUGACUAUAGGUUUCCUUAUAUAUGGUUUCUAUGGUUACAGACACAGCAUCGAAAGGAAGAGUAUGAGAAACCAUGACAACCAAGACAACGAGACAGAGAAACACCUUCCGYUCGAGCCAAUCAUGAAACAACCACAAGAAAAAGAUUGACAUAUUUUGCAUUUUACGUAGUUACCUUAGUUAAUUAUAYGUAAAGGGUUAAACGUCUUUGCAUAACGCGAACAAUGUUUCUUCUAACGUAUUUCCACAAAAACGUCAACGUAGGCUAUUAUUUGUACCAUGACAGCAUCUUACCAUGACACAUGUACUGUCAACGUACUGAAUACUGUUACACGUAACGCAUUUCCGUAGUAACUUCAAAGUAGCGCUGUACGCAAGGCUAUUAUAGUAUAAUGAUAUAUGUACUGUCAACGUACUGAAUACUGUUACACGUAACGCAUUUACGCAUUUCCGUAGUAACUUCAAAGUAGCGCUGUACGCAAGGCUAUUAUAGUAUAAUGAUAUAUGUACUGCCAACGUACUGAAUGCUGUUACACGUAAAGCAGACUAAAAUGAUGUGACAUGCUUCAUGUAUUUACCGUUUUGAAUAGCUCUGGUGGUGCCGCUACA